GAAGUUUGUGUAGCUUCGGCAAACUCUAGACACCAUUGGUCUGAGUAACAACCAGAGUGGAGGAGAAGCAAAGUAGUUUGUUCAUGACUCUUCAUUUCGCUUUAGGGCUUAUCAUAUGAACGUAACGUUAUUUAAUGCUUCAUUUAAGGUGACCUUACUUAAUUUGUCAUCACUAUUUAUUUAAAGUUGUCUAAAAAAAAAAAAAAAACGAGCGGGCGGUUUUGGAUUUAUGUCCCACUCACGUUCAAAUUAAUGGCUAAUUGCUGUGUCUCUCAAUAGCGUUAUAAUAACGUUAUUCCUGGGUGGGCUGUUGGGUGUUUUACCCGCAAUUAAUAAAGAGGCUUCUAAUUCUUCGGAGAGUCUCGCAUCCUCCGUCGGGUGGUCUCGUAUGAACCGUGUCCAGGCAGCGUCGAGGGGUCGGGGGCUCAACUCGGUGUGAAGACUGGCAGCAGUCCAGGGAAAAGCAGGAGAAGUCCACUGCAGACCCUCUACAAUGGGGACCAGCAGGAGCUGUUGUCAGCUCAGAGGUCCCUCCAAGGCCGCAGGGAGCUGUUGGAGCAGGCAUGUCUGAGCCACACGAGGAAGCGGCAGGUGCUUUCGCCUGAGGAUCUCAAACACCUCAUUGUGGACGAUAAACACAGCCUUAUUUACUGCUACGUACCCAAGGUAGCCUGCACCAAUUGGAAGCGUGUCCUUAUGGUCCUCACCAGUGAGGGCCGCUACACCGACCCCCUUGCCAUCCCAGCGAACGAGGCCCACGUGGCAGGUAACCUCCGCACGCUUUCCGAGUUCUCUGUCCCCGAGAUCAACAAACGCCUUCGCAGCUACCUCAAGUUUAUCUUUGUGCGGGAGCCCUUCGAGCGCCUGGUGUCUGCCUACAGGAACAAGUUCACCCGUAGCUACAACACCGCUUUCCACAAGCGCUACGGAACCAAGAUCAUCCGCCGGCACCGGCCCGACCCGGUACCUGAAGCGCUGGAGAUAGGGAACGACGUUUCUUUCCACGAGUUUGUCCAGUACCUCGUGGACCCUCGGACCCAACGGGAGGAACCGUUUAACGAGCACUGGGAGCGGGUACACUCCCUCUGCCACCCCUGCCUGAUCCACUACGAUGUAGUGGGGAAGUACGAGACUCUGGUGCCAGACGCUCAGGCUGUGCUCAGGUUGGCUGGAGUGGAGGGAAAACUCCAAUUCCCAACGUCUGGCAAGAGCACCAGAACUGAUGGCAACAUGGCGGCACGCUUCUUCAAGCACAUCAGUCCUUUUUAUCAGAAGAAACUGUUCAACCUGUAUCGAAUGGACUUCCUGCUCUUCAACUACUCCACGCCAGAGUACCUCAGGACUCGAUGAAGGGUGGAGAGAAGAGGGUUGACAAUCAGCGCCGCGGGCGGACCUGUUGUAAUAGGUCUCACCUUUCACGCCCCGGUCAAGACUUUUUGUCAGUGAUGGAUCAUUUUGCACUUUUUGGUUGUACAAUUGUCAUCCCUGCCUGAGUUGUCUGUCACAAGCACAGACUUGUCACUAUGGCUCUCCAACAAAAACUAGAUUUUCUGGUUUCAGUGAAUGGAACUUUGCAAAUGGAUCCAGUUUCUUCCUAAGAAGAAAAGGGAGGCCGUUUGUGCCGUGAUCCAAGCAUCCGUCAUAUUUGCUUUCCAAAGUGUGAAAAGUGGGUAUUGUUUUGACGUUUAGCAGAAAAAAAUGAGGACAGGUUAUUCCCACAAUGUGUUUGAAAAUGCAGGUGACACAUGAACUGUCCUUUCUAUCUGGGCUUCAGGUUCAGUUAGAAUUAAAAAAAAGUAUUUAUUUUUCAUGCCAUUCACCUAGAAAUGGAGCAAAUCUGUCUUUGGCUUUUAGUGUUUGUUACGUGUGGUCGUCAACUGGGUGUAAUAUGCCAUACCAGCAUCCCUGCGGUGCCCACUACACUAAAGCUUCUAUCGUGGCUUAUUUUUCUAAGAACUAAUGAGCCAUAAAUGAAAGUCUCUCACUUCAGAGGAGCAGGUCCUCCUCUUGCAUGGAUAGGUGAAUGUGCUGACUGAGGCCAAACACAGCAGAUCCAUUCAAAGCACCUACAGCACAACAAUAACUGGAUGGCUUUUAUUUAUGUACGUCAGCGCAUAAAGUAUUUAUUGUUAUGGAAAUCAUGUGGUAGUAAGAAGUUGGACUCAUGAUUGGUGAAAAUGAAUUUUAUAUGGAAGAAGGGAAGGGUUUCUCUUUUGUAGAGUGAAUUUUUGUUGGAUGGAAAGUUGUCUUGGCUUUUGCACGUAAAUUCAUGCCAACUAGAAAUGCUCUGGACAAUUUAGAAAUCAUCAUAUCCUACUCUUUUUUUCUUUUCCUCUUCUCUGAUCAAACCCUAGCUCAAACAAGAUUCCCUGGGCUUGACUUAUCGAACUUGUCACAGCACUCGUUGACACUAUCUUAAAUCUGAGAAUAAUUCCCAGGCAAACUCGCAGUCACUCUUCAAUUCCAGUGAAAGCUUGUUGCCAUCCCUCCUCUAUCACUGUCUGCAUUUAGCUGUGGGCAGGUAGGCUGAACAAACAACCACAUAGCUGUGGUCAGGGCUGGGCCCAGCUCAGCACUGCCCCCGCUCAGAGCUCUCCUUGUUAGGGUGAAUGCAGGCACCUGAGGGGUUAAUCCACCUACAGUCAUCUCCACUGCAGGGCCUUGUUCAGCAAAUGGGAUGGAAUUUACGGUAAAUAAUACGGAGGGUAACGUAGGAAAAUGUUUAUUAAUGGCCUGUACUGUGAAAAUAUACAAAAAAGUCUUCAUCUUAAAAUAAUUAAAGGGGAACUCCACCGAUUUUACACAUAGUAGCCCAUUUACAGGUCUUUGGCUGUUCUACUGCGAGAAGAAAGUUGUACAAAUCCUUUUGUGGCUCCAGAAGGAACAUGUGAUCAAUUGCCUUUAAGUGAUGUCACUUGAGUCAGCCUCAGUUGGGAGACAAGACUGAAAAGGAAACAAAUCCGUGGGGUGUGGAGUUACAUUAGCCGCCACUAGCACAACACGGCGACUCUCCGAUCCAACUGACGGUGGUUGAGUUGCAUUGUGGGUAAUGUAACCGUCAGGGAAGGAAGACUGUCCAUCACAAGUCUGACAAUAUUAACGCUAUAUUGGUGGUGUUCGCCAUCAUUUCUUGAAAGUAGUUCAGUCAGGAUCACUUUUGUCAAAAGAAGACUUUAUUUCCAAACGCAGUAUGAUCUGGGACCUCCUUCCACAAUGGAAAGCUUGAGACAAGGACAGCAGCAGCAAAGACCCCCAGGGUCCCGAACAGAGCAAGCAUCAAUAGGAACAGAAAUGACUGAUUAAAUCCCCUGGAAAUCACCUACUGCUUUUGUUUCUGCCUUUUUCUAUGAUCAGUAACACAUUACAUAAUCUUUCCAGAAGAACUGCUAGGGGAACUGGGUAAUAAUGGACCUAUAAAUAAAGUUUUACCAUAAAAUCUCACCCUAACCUCACACCCUUGGCUACAGUGAUAUCGUCAGUGGGCCCACUGUUGUUUUGUGAGGAACUCCUUUUGCCCAGUCAGAUCCUCAUCAGGUCAAAGUGUUUCAAAAUGAAGACAACAGCCAUACAGCAACUCAGCUAUGCUCUUUCUAAUAAUUCCUAGCAUUUCCAAUUGUAACAAGUGACUGUUUCCAGUCUACUCAUCACUGUUUAGCUCCGACUCAGAACAUCCUGGGGCUACCCCGACUAUCUGGCCUGGAUGAAUUGAAAACAUUGAAUGCUGGGAUUAAUACGGACCUGACAUAGCUAGUUUUCCCCAACAAUAACAAGAAUUCACCUCAAAACAAAAACAGUCAUCAUUUUCAUUAAAAAAGACAUGUCCCACAGUCUGGACAUUAGUUUCAGUUUAGCUUAAAAAGCUAAAUUGUGUUAGUGCCUGUCAAGUCACGCUGGCACUGAACUGGCACUCAGUCAUUUAUUUUUCUUCCAGAUUUCUUUUGUAAAACGUUUCAUCUUGCGUAAGAAAACGGGUCGAGGCCAGCCUACUCUGGAAACAUUGCUUUGUUUUUUUUUGCCUGUAGUCAUUCUGAGAAGUGCAAUAUGUGUGUGUGAGUAUCUGUAAUGUGUUAAAAGCUGUAUCUUUAUUAGUGACUUCCUCUUUAAAAUGUGUGCCAUCAUGCUCAUGCCACAUUUAUUUUUCUGUUUGGCUAUGAUUACAGCCAUGGAUUACAGGAUCUUCAUUUUAAUGCUCCCCUGUGUAGCAGUGUGUGAUUCAAGCCAUCACUUGCAAGAAGAUGUGACUCGCCAAAACCCAGUCACACCCUUCAUGUUUUUUCUUCCUGCUGGCUCGAUGACACGCUGCACAAAAUAUAUGUUUUACCUUUUAAUUUCUUUUUUUUCUUCUCCUGAAAAAUAGAGAAUAAUAAGUAGCUUGUUCCUUUAAAGGGAUACAACAGACUGUAUAUCCAUUUUAAACAACCAGACGCUGCUGUGUAUAACACAGCUAGUCAGCCGUUUCUGUAGAAAUGUUACUUUGGUCAGACCUGUGACUUUGUGAGUCAUUGUGAAAUAGGGAACAGAGCACAAUCUACAAGAAUCUCUCACGCACUGGUUUGCUUUUGCCAGAAAAAACUGUGAAUGUGAUAACUUGAUAAGUGAAGUGCACUUGCUGAUGGUGAUGAUUGACUGGCUGGUUACUUUGACGUUUUAACAAAUACAAUCCCUUAACAGCAGCACUGAGUCUGUCUUAUAUUUAAUGUUCUUGUUACUUGUUACAAACAAAGUUAGUCAGACUGAGACAUCCUCCCAAAGGCAGCUUUUCCCCCUGUGAUGGUACGGGAAGCUGUCCACAGAGUUAGACAGGACGAAGAUGAACGUUUUCCUCAGCACAGUGCUUAUGAGCGGUUGCAGUACUGGAUGAACAAGACAUCCUUGGAAGAAAAACAGUCUUUCCCAGUAGUAUUGAGAACCCUGCAGCUGAAAAAUAAUCUGAAAAAAAAAACAACCUUCCAGUUGUGAGCGAAUUGAACAGUUACUACAUUUACGGGCGCCCGGUUAGCUCAGUGGGUAGAGCUGGUGACUCAUGUACCGAGUCCGUACCGUAGUCCUUGCUGCAGCGGCACAGGAU
This is a messenger RNA of Morone saxatilis (striped sea-bass), 5068 nucleotides long. Its product is annotated as carbohydrate sulfotransferase 11-like. Gene Ontology annotation, cellular component: membrane. The record is from RefSeq and is a predicted model, not a curated record. Gene Ontology annotation, molecular function: sulfotransferase activity. Gene Ontology annotation, biological process: carbohydrate biosynthetic process; proteoglycan biosynthetic process. Lineage: Eukaryota; Metazoa; Chordata; Actinopteri; Moronidae.